This is a messenger RNA of Caenorhabditis briggsae, 3147 nucleotides long. Gene Ontology annotation, biological process: regulation of transcription by RNA polymerase II; protein demethylation. NCBI's taxonomy places the organism in Eukaryota, Metazoa, Nematoda, Chromadorea, Rhabditida, Rhabditidae. The record is from RefSeq and is a predicted model, not a curated record. Gene Ontology annotation, molecular function: histone demethylase activity; transcription coregulator activity. The coding region runs from base 1 to 3147 and encodes 1048 amino acids. The transcript is spliced from 13 exons.
AUGUCUGGAACUUCGAAUAACGCCGAUCCGCUGCCAAAAGUGGUUGUCUCGCCGGUUGUUGAUGAGAAAAGAAAGAAGAGUGUGGGAAAGAAAAUGAAGGAAAUCGCAAAAUCGCUGGUAAAGAAUGAGAAGGGUAUCACUGUUUUGAUGAGCUAUCGCAAGAAAAUCUAUUCGGAAGAACAAAAGGAGGAUGAACUUUUCGAAUACUUCUCAACUACUAUUUCCGAAAGCUUGGGAAAGUUCUUUUCCGUCGUCAAGAAAGACGUCAACGAGGCCAUCAAAACUAUCCGGUCCGCGGGUGAACGUAUUGAGAACCUUCUCGAAAUGCUUGGGAACAUCCCUCAAAAUGCUUCGAAACAAAUGAACAUGUUCAAGAAGGUUGCCGACGAAAUGAAAGUUCUUGCCCAGUUGUUGGAAAAAGAAAUGGAAGAGGCUGAUCAUUUCAUCUGGAAAGACUUCAACAAUGAUGACGGCGAUGAUGACGACGACGAGGACAGCCACAACAGCGAACCGAACCCAAAGAAGUUCAAAGCAAACGACGGUCCAUCAGAGUGGUGGCAAUCAGCCGAGGAGCUCAAGAAAGUUGGCAACCGACCACACGAAGAUGAAGACGAAGGAGAGGAUGAAGAAGAUCAAGGAAUCGAGGAAAUCGAAGAGGAAGAGGACAAAGGAGAUGAACAGUCAAAAAAUAUUGAGGGACAGCCAAAACAAAAAGGGGAACAUCAGCAGCUCCAGGUUAUCGGAAAUGGAAAGGGAAUUGAGCAGCUAGAAGAGAAUCAAAUCACACAAAAUCAGCCAAAGGUUAAGGAAAACGGGAAGGGCAUUGAGCAGCUUGAAGAGUACGAAGUGGUACCACAUCCACAGGAAAAGAUUGAAGUGAUUGAGCCAGAAGAACAUGAAGAAUUGGAGCCAGCUGAGACAGAGCAGGGAGGUAACGAUCAAAUGCUGGUAGAUCAACCCCAAUCUUCAAACGAUGGACAGGAGUUUGGAUACGAUGACCAACCAUGGUCAGUUUGUUUUGUUACUGAAUUGAAAAUUAAAUAUCGUACUCGAUCUCAUAGAAGCUCUUACUAUACACAAACUGGAAACAAAGUUCCCUUCGUGCCAAUUCGCGAGCUUGACUUGGACCCAGUCCCGGUAAACGAAGAUUCAAGAAUUAUGCUCGGAGAAGAAGGAACUAAGCAGCAAGCAAAAGAUGGGGACUCUGAAGGCGGCUCGAUCGAGGAAGAGAAUAUUCCAGAGAUUCAGGACGUCGAAAACUUGAAUGGAAACGAAAUUUCCGCACUGCAAGCUCCUUCAGAGAUUCCAAAGACCAAUGAGGAUAAGGAGCAGGAUCAGGAACAGAAGAAAGACCGAAGUCCCAGUCAGCAGGCUAUUCAAAAUGGUACAAACGAAGAAUCAGCCGUGGAUGAUCUCCCGAAUGCCGAGGGAGUUGUUCAUCAAGAUGAGCAGCUGGAAGAGCCGGACGCGAUAGAGGAGCACAACGCUGACCAGUCUGUCGUCGCACGUCCAACUGGGAAUCUCAACAAAAAAGCGACCGGAAAAAGCGGAAAAAGGAAACGAGGAGGAAACAAAUUCGUAACAAGUAGGAAAUCAAAGAAAACUGAAGUGGAUGCCAGCCAACCUCCUCGCUUCCGCCUUCCGAAGCCGAGUGAAGAAGAGAAAAGAAGAGAUGCGCUGGAGGAAGAAGAAAUUGAGAGGACAUGUCCUCCAGAGACACCUCUGGAGGAUAAAUUCACUUCAUACCGAAUUCAUGGGCCAAACUUCAACAAGUUCCUCGAGGACAACCACGAUAGGCUGUACACUCAAAGUGUGGAGGGUCACGUCGAGAUGUGCGCGAAUGGUUCAGAGUUCUUCCUCAAAAAGAAUCUUUUCCAAGGGACACGCGCCUACAAGAUCAUGUCCAUUGAUGGGUGGAACUUCAAUAUUCCCGACGAUGAUUUGGAAACAGUGGGAAAAAAAUUCAACCAAAAAGAGAUGCGGUAUUUCAUAAAUGGAAAAGAGGAACCGGUUACAGCAACGUUGAGAAAUAUGUUCGAUCAAAUGAAAAGAAGGAAAGAGAAGCAAAGUUAUGACCGUUUGAAUCUGGUUUCUCACGAAGUCAGCUUUGACAAAAUGUUAGAUAACUAUAUUAGAUUGCAAUUCAACCUGAAUUCAUUACAGGAGAUCGUUCGAUCAACCGGAAUUUGUGAAAAAGAAAGUGUCUUGUACCAAGUGAAGGAGAAAAUCUCAAAAAAUUUGGACGGAUGGAGAAAGGAAAAAAGGAGGAAGAUCACUCAGCAGCAGAAGCAAGAUGCUAAUGAAAAAAUCAACGCGUGGAAGAACCGGAAAGACCAAAUGGCUGCCGUCGAGCAAUUCAUAAUCAUGUCGGUCGGGGGAGCCUUCAUGAGUCUCCACUGCGACAUGGGAGGCACAUGGGUGUACUACCAUGUGAAGCAAGGCCGCAAGGUCUUCUUCAUCGCCCUGGGUACACCGGAGAAUUUGGAGAUCUACACGGAUUGGAUGGCUGCGAGACGACCACAGUCCUGGAUCCUGAAGGAGUUGAAGAGCGAGCUGCGAAGAGUGGAAGUGCGAGCAGGAGAGUCGGUCGUUCUUCCAGCCGGCUGCCUUCAUUUGGUAUACACGCCGGAAGACUCUUUGGUUUAUGCCGGAAACUACCUGACGACGGAUUUGCAAAGCAUGGAGAUUUCCUUCAAGAUGCGAAACUUUGAAGGCUACUGCUUAAGAAGACGGAUCAUCGGAUUGGGGAGCAUGAUGGCCCAUUACUGGGAUUCGUGGUUCUUCUACGGCGAGAAUCUGGUGACAAAAGAGAGAAAUGAUGAGAACGCGAGAAUUGCCGCCGUCAUUGUCAAGAAUCUGAAGGAUCGAGUCCGAACAGUCGAGGGAGAUUUCUACACUGGACAGGAAAAAGGGGAGAUCUUGAAUUCCAUGAUUCAAGCAUUCGAUUUGAAUGAAAAUCUCUUGGCAAUUGAGGAAAUCACCACCGCUCCAGAACCUCAAAAGCCAGUGAAUGAAGAAUUCGACGAGAAUGACGUGUAUCACACAGAUGGCAGUGAAUUUGAGGAUGAUGAAGAAGACGAGCCGGUUGGUCCUGAUGUGCCAGACGAUACUGCUGCUGGCGAGAUCGAAGACGAAAUGGACGACUGA